CUUUUAAGCACCCACACCGAUGCAGGCCCUGGAUGGGUCAGACCACCCCAAGAUGGUGGACAUGCUGCCACCUCAUGUGCAGGAAACUAACACGACCACACAGAGCACAUCUGAGCAGGUACAACAACAACUGACUGAAACCUUCUUUGUCAAGCUCUCAGCUCACCUUAGGACGACAACGUCUCCGUCGGAGGGGAGAGAGCGGAGAGGGGAGAGACGGGAGAAGAGCGGGCCCCCCAGGGGCGUUCCUUCCACACCAGCGGUACACUCACCCUCAUGUGGCCUACCCGUGCCAAAGACCAACUGGGAUGAGAUCUCAGCGCAUCGAACACAGACGCGGAGGAUCCAUCACCGCAGGCGGCAGAAAGCCAUCAGGAUCCGCUGUCGUCCCCCUACAGGAAAGAACUCGGUCUCCAGUGUGAGCUCCCCAGUUCAUGGACUUUGGAUGCAGGCCUUGGCCUAG
This is a messenger RNA of Pelobates cultripes (western spadefoot toad), 463 nucleotides long. Lineage: Eukaryota; Metazoa; Chordata; Amphibia; Anura; Pelobatidae. The record is from the annotation of a GenBank genome assembly.